AUGGUGGCAAUGGCACUGCGACAGACAGCGCGCACGCUCGUAGCUCGCGGCGGCAUGCGCAUGGCCUCGCACAUGCGUGCGAUUUCGACGAGCUCUGUGGUGCGCUCGGAUGCCCUGUUUGUGCAUCGCGACACGCCCUACAACAAUGCUGCGAUUCCGUUUUCGUUCACGGGCGAGUUUGUGCCGGAGGCGCAGGCCAUCAUAAAGCAGUACCCGCCGCAGUACAAGAAGGCGGCUGUGAUCCCACUGCUGCACCUGGCGCAGAAGCAGAACGACAACUGGCUCAGCAUCAGUGCGAUGAACCAUGUGGCGGAGGUGCUCGAGAUGCCGCCGAUGCGUGUCUACGAGGUGGCCACGUUCUACACCAUGUUCAACCGCACACCCGUCGGCAAGUACUUUGUGCAGGUGUGCACGACGACGCCAUGCAUGCUGGGUGGCUGCGGCUCGACGGCCGUGCUGGAAGCUAUUGAGAAGCACCUCGGCAUCAAGGCCGGCCACACGACGCCCGACAAGCUGUUUACCGUGAUUGAAGUCGAGUGCCUCGGUGCGUGUGCCAACGCCCCGAUGGUGCAGAUCAACGACGAGUACUACGAGGACCUCACGCCCGCCUCUGUCGUAGCCGUGCUCGAAGGCUUGGCACGCGGCGAGCCCGUCAAGCCCGGCCCGCAGAACGGCCGCUUGAACUCUGCGCCCGAUACGGAACAGAGGACGCUCAAGGAAAAGCCCUACGGACCCGGCCAGUACUGUGUGCCCGAGUUUGCCUAG
Malassezia restricta is the source of this 765-nucleotide messenger RNA. Its product is annotated as NADH dehydrogenase (ubiquinone) flavoprotein 2. The transcript has 3 exons. Bases 1 to 765 code for a protein of 254 amino acids. Gene Ontology annotation, molecular function: NADH dehydrogenase activity. The record is from RefSeq and is a predicted model, not a curated record. Lineage: Eukaryota; Fungi; Basidiomycota; Malasseziomycetes; Malasseziales; Malasseziaceae.